This is a messenger RNA of Fonsecaea nubica, 2079 nucleotides long. RefSeq names its product tRNA uridine 5-carboxymethylaminomethyl modification enzyme GidA. Lineage: Eukaryota; Fungi; Ascomycota; Eurotiomycetes; Chaetothyriales; Herpotrichiellaceae. Gene Ontology annotation, molecular function: flavin adenine dinucleotide binding. Gene Ontology annotation, cellular component: cytosol. Gene Ontology annotation, biological process: tRNA wobble uridine modification; tRNA methylation. The coding region runs from base 1 to 2079 and encodes 692 amino acids. The record is from RefSeq and is a predicted model, not a curated record. The transcript is spliced from 2 exons.
AUGCCACCUGCUUUACGGCAUUCGAGCCUCUUUCGAUGGGGCCAUUGCCCGCGAACCAGGUUCCGCUUCUUGUUGCACCACCAUCGCUUCUUUGCGGCUGUGGCGAACGCAUUGAGGCCUUACGAUGUCGUGGUCAUCGGAGGUGGUCAUGCAGGAACCGAAGCCAGUGCCGCCGCUGCCAGAUCAGGUGCUCGUACAGCACUCGUCACUCCGUCAUUGUCCAACUUGGGCGUCUGUUCCUGCAAUCCUAGUUUUGGGGGGAUAGGCAAGGGGACAAUGAUCCGAGAGAUUGAUGCGCUCGACGGAGUCGCGGGUCGCAUAAUCGAUAAAGCUGGGAUCCAAUUUCGCAUGCUGAACAUCAAAAAGGGUCCUGCGGUCUGGGGGCCCCGAGCACAAAUUGAUCGAGACUUGUACAAGAGAUAUAUGCGAGAAGAGAUGUUGUCAACCCCAAACCUGAGCGUACUAGAGGGCAAAGUCGCCGAUAUCAUCGUUUCAAGAGAGGGCAUAGAGGCGGGCGACAAGAUAUCGCAGGGACGCAUAACCGGGAUUCGUCUGGAAAGUGGUCAAGUCAUUCCUGCCUCCCAUGUGGUCAUCACCACGGGGACCUUUCUCGGCGGCGAGAUUCAUAUUGGGCUGGAGGCUUAUCCUUCUGGUCGAAUGGGUGAGGCUGCAACCUUUGGCCUGAGUAAGUCUCUACGGAGCGCAGGCUUCACCUUGGGACGACUGAAGACUGGAACUCCUCCACGGCUGGACCGCGACACCAUCGACUUCAGUGUUUUACAAGUGCAGCCAGGCGAUUCACCGCCAACACCCUUUUCCUACCUAAACAAUACUGUUGAGAUUGGAGAUGCCGGCCAAUUGAAUUGCUGGACCACCUACACCAACGAAGCGUCCCACGAGAUUAUCCGAGCCAAUCUGGACAAAUCAAUUCAUAUUCGAGAAACGGUGAAGGGCCCUCGAUAUUGUCCGUCUCUGGAGUCCAAGAUUAUCAAAUUCAAGGAUAAGCAAAGGCACAUGAUUUGGUUGGAGCCCGAAGGCCUUGAGCCAAACAAAAUCAUCUACCCCAAUGGCAUCAGCAUGACCGUGCCAGCCGACGCGCAGUACGCCAUGCUGAGAACCGUCAAGGGCCUUGAGAAUGUCAAAAUGCUCCAACCUGGGUAUGGCGUCGAGUAUGACUAUAUUGACCCACGAAAUCUAUUCCCAACACUCGAGACAAAGCUCAUAAAAGGGCUUUUCCUCGCAGGCCAAAUCAACGGCACCACGGGUUACGAGGAAGCUGCCGCCCAGGGGAUAGUGGCAGGCAUAAAUGCCGGCUUGUCCGCUCAAGGGAAAGGCCCAUUCACUCUCUCCCGCGCCGAAGCAUUCAUCGGGAUCUUGAUCGAUGACCUCAUCACAAAGGGCGUGAGUGAACCGUACAGAAUGUUCACAGCACGAAGUGAAUACCGCAUGAGCUGUCGCGCCGACAAUGCGGAUUUGCGUUUAACCGAGAAAGGUCGCAUGGCCGGCGUUGUAGGCGACACGCGCUGGUCCCAUUUUACGAGCACUCGAGACCAAAUGGCAGAGUUGCAGAGAAAACUCGAAGAAGUUCGGUAUCCAAGCCCGGAAUGGGUGAAAAUGGGAUUCCCUUCACGAAUCGACUCGAACCGUCGGAGCGCCUUUGACAUGCUUCGCGUGACUGGCGUCGACAUGAAGGGUAUCUCAGAGCGCGUCCAAGCCCUCCCGUCCAUCUCCCAUUACUCACCCAAAAUUCAGGACAGGGUACGAAUUGAAAGCCUGUACGCUCCGUACAUAUCCUUUCAACAGAAAGCCGCGCAGUCAUUUGAGAGAGACGAGGCUCUCGCUCUACCCGUGGACCUGGAUUACGAUUCAGUUUUCGGGUUGAGCAUUGGUGAGAGGGAAGUGCUGAAGCUGGUGCGGCCGGCCAGUGUCGGGAUGGCCAGAAGGAUCGAGGGAGUAACGCCGAAUGGGGCGCUGCGGCUGUUGAAGUAUGCGAAGAGGAAUGGCCGCACCAAGAUUGCAGAGGAUGAAUUGAUGCCUAAAAGCGAUGGAGCUCCCGUUGAAGGAUCUGUUGCUGUGUAA